Messenger RNA from Aspergillus sclerotioniger CBS 115572, 1646 nucleotides. RefSeq lists its product as uncharacterized. The transcript has 4 exons. The record is from RefSeq and is a predicted model, not a curated record. NCBI's taxonomy places the organism in Eukaryota, Fungi, Ascomycota, Eurotiomycetes, Eurotiales, Aspergillaceae. Bases 82 to 1446 code for a protein of 454 amino acids.
UCAUUUCCUCUUCACUUCUAGAUCCCCUGUUCUCUCCCCUGCCUCCUCCUGUCUCUACCCACUCAUCAGUCACUCAGCACCAUGGCUGCUAUCAACACAAACCUCCCACAGUCCGAACCCUCGUCAGAGAAGCAGAAGCCGAACCAUGCUUCGAGCCCUUCGGUCGCUUCCAAGCCAGAGGUGAAUGGUCUGGAUGCCAUCGACUACCAACACUUCAAGGACUUGCAGAAGAGCUUGCGCAAUGCUGUGAAGAAGCUGAAUGCGACCGCUAAAGUUGACGCCAUUGUUGCCGAAAAUCCUGGAAAGACAUUGGACGAUCUUGUCGCGGAGAAGAAGAUCAACGUCGAUCAGAAGGCUCAGGCAUUGAAGAAGCCUUCCCUUCAAGCUACUGUUGCUCAGAUCGAGGAGCAAAUUGCCCAGUUCAAAGACUUUGCCGUUUACUACGAGGAACGGCUGGCUAGCCAGAAGGCUGACUUGGAGAAGGCCCACAAGGAGGAGCUUGAGGCUCUCCAAGAACAGGCCACCGCUGCCGCCAGCAAUGCCGGUCAGCAGGAGCUCAGGCAGAAGCUGCUCAACUUGAGCAAGUUCUUGUGCGCUGCCGCGACCGUGAGGCGCUCUGGAGAUGAGACUUCGAGCGAAAGCCGUGCAUUUGAAGGUGUCCUCUACCAAGUCUAUGGAGGUACUCAGGAUGCCGUGACCUCCAUGCUCAAGAUCAUUGAUGGCGUGGAUGACAAGGUGGUUGGUGUUGACGGCACUACGCUGGAGGUUACUUACGAAAGAGUGAAGCAGGUCUCUGCCGAGCUUGCUCCCUCAUCCGACGACACCACCCCCGAGGCCGCUCCUGUAUCGGACCCUUCUGUGGCCAAUGCGGCCUACACCGAACUACAGGAUACUUCGUACAUCGCCGAUGCCACUGUCGCGAACGAAUCUGCUCCUGCCGCUGAGCCCGAGCCUGAGCAGGUCACCCCGCCUGCUCAGACUUUAGUCGGUGACGGUGCUAAUGCAGUUGCGGAGGCCAGCUGGGAUGCAAAUGCUUCUGGGGUGUCCUCUACUAAUACCGAGGGCUGGGUUGAAGUCCCACGGGACCCCGCCGAGACGGAAACUGGCCUCGAGGCGACGCCUGCCGCAGUGGAAGCGGAGGCGACGAGUGCUCCGGCUGCUGGUGAACAGAGUGCAGAGAACGUCACUGUGCCUAAGCCGCAGGGACCCGACGGCUUCGAGGCAGUUGUACACCACCAGAGGCAGCCUAGUGGCCGAGGACGUGGCCGUAGCGGACAUGGUCACGGCCGCGGCCGGGGUGAUGGAUUCCGAGGACGCGGACGCGGCGAAUUCCGAGGCCACGGUCGUGGUCGCGGCCGUGGUGGCCGGGGCCGCGGCGGAGCCAAUGGCAAUGGCAACGGAAAUGGCAAUGGUACACCCAGUGCGGCCCCUGCUGGAACCCAGUAAACUGGUUCGGGUUGAGAUGGGUGGAUCUGCGGUGUGGCUUGGGGGUGGUGCUUCUCUGCGAGAAGUGCUUCUGCCAAUCGACGCAUUUCAGACGCCAGCGUCUUUCCACUUCGCAUGACUCUGGGCCUCUCCCACGCUAGUUCUCUACAUCUUGUUGUCUUUUCUCGCAACCGUCGGGGAUUUCUGCUUUCAUUUGUCUA